CAGAUAGAUAAAUCCUGAUCCAGAUGUGCACCACUGAAGCUUAUUCAUUAUUGAAGAUUUGUAGAUUUUUCAACUGCUGGAUAAUAAAACAGAACAACAUACUGCAAGCAAACGUCUCUGUUGGGCAGGAUGCAUCAUAUAAUUCAGUCGAUUCAGUUCAGUGCCAUGCAUCCCACCAAAACGUAUUUUAGAAGCGGUUUACAUGCAUUCAGGAGUUUAGAAGCGACGCAGCGAGCAGUACACAGUGCUGUCAGAAGAGAAUGGUUUCUCCCAUCACCUGUGCUUCAAGUGGUUUGUCCCACUAUUCAGCCAGCCUACCCUGAAUGAGUCAUCCUGCUCUUCCUUGAUUGGCCGGUUGGGAUCCAUCCCGAGGGAUUGCCAUGCAGAAAGCUGCCGAGGCCUGACUUCAUUCACAGAAACGUCGGCAGGCAGGAAAGCGAGACGCUGGGAGGGACUGCAGUGCGUUAGCCGCAGCGGUACAAGAAGCUUGUGAAUGACUGCUGCUUCCCUGUCACAAGCUCUUCUGGACAUUUUACAUGAAUGGCUCUUUUUUUGCUGCCUUAAUGUCGUGGGCUUCAUCCCGUUGGCUGCUUUUUAAUGGGGCUGGGAGAUCUGACAACACUAUUUACGGUCGUAUCCCUGCCGAAUCCGGAUGGCGUUUUAGUGAGAUCGAAUCUCGACGUGUAUUUGAAAGGGAUGUUUAAUUAUUCAACAAAGCUCAUUGAGGAGUAAAGCUCAGCUUGUUUUGCCUUCUGUAGGGGGAGAUAUUCGAGUGCUCGUGUGGAUGAAUUUAUGCUGAUUUCGUAGUACGUAAGGAAGAACGAAUGUGACAAACAAAGAGAUAAAGCCGCAUUGGUCUUGUGGUUUAAAUUUGAACACAUUUUAAACUUGCCAUUAACAAUGGCAAUGCAUAAGUGAGGUAGAACCAACCAGACUGAUGCGGGCAAAAGGUGAACGCUUUCAAAUAUUUUAUGUCAGUUUGGUAGAUUAUUAUUUCACAAUCAAUGGCAGGUCAUGCAGCACACCUUUUGAGUAUAGCACCUUGCUUCUGAACUGAAAUAAAACUGUGAUUGCAUGUAUGGAAAAUUAGCGAUCGCCAUGCACGGCGACUCAAGUUUCAUUGUAUGUGGCGUACAUGUGAUCCAACAACAUGCACGGUACUCCAGUGUGAUUUCUGCAUUGAAUUAUGUCAGUAGAUUACGUUGCUGACUGAUUUUAGUUCUAGUUCAUUCUGACUAAGCUCGGAUUUCACUACAGUGAUCUGUUUAUUGCAUCUUUUCCAUUCUGUUUAUCCGUUUCAACACGGGCCGAAUCAAAGCAAGAGGCGUUCCUACGGACAGGGCGAAUUUUGAGAAUUGAUUGGUUCUACUAAGCUAUAAGUGGGAGUUUUUUUGUAACGGAAAGUGCUCUGCAGUGUUGAGUGAGUCUUUUGUUGAGAAGGGUCGCUCUCUCUCUCUCUCUCUGUCUCUCUCCGAGUGAGUCAUGCAUGUUCAGUGAUCUGCCAGGAUGCGGGGGGAGAGAGAGACAUCUCUUCACUAGAGCUCUGUCUCUCUCUGCCAUCUCUGGCCCUCUAUCUCUGUAGAGGAGCGACCUCGCGCUGCUUUUCUCUCUCGUCGUCCUCUGUCUCCAUGGAUCCAGCGUUUUGUGGUUUAUUUUUGGUCCCCGAGCUGCUUCUGCCACUGCUGCACGGCGUCGGAUUUUCCUGACGGCCACUCGCUCCCUUUCUUCGAACCCUUGAGGACGCUUUCUCAGCUCCAGCAUGUUAAAGAAGUGGACAGUCAGCUGGGAGUUGGAUGUGUCCGUUCGCAUGUAGGCUAGCACACUGAGGGGAAUGCUUCACCGUGGUAAAUACAACCGAUUCCGGAAUGAGUCAGUGACGUCCGUCGAUGAGCUUCUGCACGGUCUCUCCAUGAAUGCCAAGGUCUCGGCCGUCCCGCCGUCGCUGCCUGUGGGCGACCCUCCAUACGCCCCGCCAGCCGAGGUCUUGCCGCCCGACCCUGCGGAAGAGUCCGGCACCUUGUGCACCCUCAUUAACAAAGUCUCCAACCUCAAAUUCGCCAACUCCUCCGGACUGCUGGGCAUCAAGGGCCUGCCGUCCGCCGUCAAGGACCUGGCUGUGUCCAAGCUCCAGGGAGGAGCGUCAGGAGGCGGAUCCGGUAGCCCAGGCUCAUCCACCCUCCCAGCGGCCUCCGGAGUGCCUCACGCCCCACCGGAGCACAGUUCCGCAAACUCUGGGAAGAAGGGCAGGAUGGAAGAGUCUCAGCCCAGCGGAGAGGGCUGGGGCCUGGGUGGGACAGGUGGGCUGGUGAAUAAGCCUUCUCGCGGAUGGCUGCACUCAGGUGAAAAGAUUUCCGGACCUGGAGUGACGUACGUCGUUAAGUAUUUGGGCUGCAUUGAAGUCCUCCGGUCCAUGAGAUCUCUGGACUUCACCACACGAUCACAAAUCACACGGGAGGCGAUCAGUCUGGUGUGUGAAGCCGUCCCUGGUGCCAAAGGAGCUCUGCGCAAGAGAAAGCCUCCCUCGAAACUCCUCUCCAGUAUUUUGGGCAAGAGUAACCUGCAGUUUGCUGGGAUGAGUAUCAAUCUCAACAUCUCCACCAGCAGUUUGAACCUGAUGACACCGGACUCCAAACAGAUAAUAGCCAAUCAUCACAUGCAGUCCAUAUCCUUUGCCUCCGGUGGAGAUCCGGACACGACUGAUUACGUCGCUUAUGUGGCGAAAGAUCCUGUUAACCGGAGAGCCUGUCAUAUUCUGGAGUGCUCUGACGGUCUGGCUCAGGACGUGAUCAGUACGAUCGGUCAGGCGUUCGACCUGCGCUUUCAGCUCUAUUUGCAGUGUCCGUCCAGCAAACCCUCGUCCAUGCACGACAGGGUUAUGAGUACAGACGAGCCCCCGUGGACGGAGGAAGGAGAGGAGUCGGCCGAUCAUCACUACUACAACAGCAUUCCCGGAAAGAUGCCGCCACCAGGAGGCUUCAUUGAUGCUAGACUGACCAAUCAGACGCAAGACAGCAGCCAGGCCGCUGGAGUCCACCAGACGUACUACCAGGGCCGCCCCAUGUUCAUCCAACAAGGCUCCUGUGACAUAUACAGUCUCCCUGAGGUCAAAGGUCAAGCCCCUAAACCAGGAGAAGUGCCCACGUAUGUGAACACGCAGCACAUUGACACACAGAUGCUGGCUGCCCUCCAGGGAGAGUCAGAGACGCCGUCCGAUUCGGGCACGAGUGGGACAGCUAAAGACAGCCCGAGGAAGGACCUCUUUGACAUGAAGCCGUUUGAGGACGCCAUCAUGACCCAGACUCCGGCUCCGGCUCCUCCAGCCUCAGAGCUGCAUAAAGCGGCGUCCGUGGAUAACUGCAGUCCUCUGCUGAUGCGCGCGGCCGCUCUGAGAGCUCAGGAGGAGCUGGAGGACCAGACAUGGUACCACGGAGAGAUGAGCCGCCGCCAGGCCGAGAAACUGCUGCUCCGCGACGGAGACUUUCUGGUGCGGAAGAGCAGCACUAACCCGGGCUCAUACGUCCUGACAGGGAUGCACCACGGCCUGGCCAAACACCUGCUGCUGGUCGAUCCGGAGGGAACGGUCCGGACGAAGGAUCACAUAUUCGAGAGCAUAAGCCACCUGAUUGGCCAUCACCGUGACAACAACCUGCCAAUCGUGUCGGCGGGAAGCGAACUGUGUUUGAAGCAGCCCGUGGAAAGGAAACAGUGACGACACCUGAAAUCCCGCGGGAGGCUCACGGCGCCGCUCUUUUACGAAAACACACGCUCAGAUGACUGAUCUCCGUCGGAGAACACGUGACGCUUGUCCAACGAUGCAGGAUUUUAGUUUGGAUGAUGCGAAAGCGCUCUCACCGAAAGCUGAAUUCUAGAACUGACAGUUAUUUUAUUGCGUUGGCUGAGAAUCUCUAUUUUUGAAGAAGACAGCCGUUCGAAAGGGGAGUUUGGACGAACUCGGCCCCCAAGAGGCAUGUGACGAAAACUAGCUACAGAGUAUUUUAGAAUAAAAAAGUUUUAGUUUUGUCUAUCAAGCACAACCGGAUUUUCAUGUUCGUCGGUAAGAGAUAGAAGGAAAACUACUAUUUGAGACAACGUAAAACAAAGCUGUUUAUAUCGACCUAUUUUAGGAGUUCGUCCUUUACUGCAGCUAGUGCGCGAGAUCAUUUGGUAGCUUCUAUCGAAUCACUGCUUUUCAGAGGGAAGAUGACGUGAAUGUGUUUGCUUUAACAGAAAUCACACUCCGACAUGCUGCACGAACACACACACACACACACACACACCUUCAGUUUUCUAUGACGUUGAAACCUCUGGCACUCGCAUGACUUAAAACCUUAAUUGUACUUGUGGUCAUUGUUGGUAGCAUCCAGAGCCCCAGCGGAGGUGCUUUUGUGUGCUCACAAUGUCAAAUAUUUAUGCUUUCCCAGUAUUCCUUGAGUUUAGCUCCUUCUUUAAACGUGUCAGAGGGGUGUAGUCGCUCGGCUCAGGCCUUUACUUUAUACCUUGGAUGUUUCUAUGGGUUCUGGCUUUCAUGGUUCGACUGUGGGCUUCACAAACACACACACUGGUAUUAUAAUUAUUCUUCUGAUGAUUAUUUUCAAUUAAACCGUUCUAAAUGAAUAGCACAAUUAACGCUUUUCUGUGUGAGGGAGACGGUCUGGUGUGUUUUUGCACAGUCUAAUUACUGGACAAACUGGAGUAUUACUGGAUUUGUCACCGUUUUAGCCACGCUUUAAAAUAUUCAUAUUUAUUAUACCGUAAACAUGCUUCGGUAUAGCAUUUAGUGUUUUUCUUUAAAUCCACAUUUCAGAUAAAUGAAAUUUGCAUCUGAUACUAUUCGUGUUUAGAAAAUAGCUCCAAGAUAUGCAAGCAUGAGGCUGAAUGUCAAGAAAUUGACCCCAAAAAUCAUCAAAAAAUUAUAUUAAUGACAAUAAUUCAAAAAAUAUUAGUAGUCCUACAAACAAGUUUCCUUUUUUAUGCUGAAUAUAAUUGGUUUUCUUCCACUUUUUUUUAAAUUAAAUUAUUAUUAUUUAUUUAUUUUUGCAUCUGAUUGCUGUUUGGAAAAUAGCACUAAGAUAUGAACUUAUAUCUUAGUGCAUAAGGGUGUAUCUCAUAAAAACGUCAUGAAACUGACCCCAAAAUGAAAAUUCCCCAUAAAAAUAAUGCAGCAAAAUAUUAAUGUUCCUGCAAACUGGUUUCGUUUUUUUAAAUACUGAAUAGAAUUUUUUGGGGGGGGAAAAUGUCAUCCAAUAUAAUCACUGAUAUUAACUUAUAAAGUUAUCAUGCAUAAAUAAGGGUGAAUCUCAUAAAAAAAUUAAGGAAUCAACAGAAAGGUAGUCAAUGAAGCUUAUUAUUGUCAUGAGAAUAAUCCAAAAAAUAUAAAUGGUCCUAGAUACAAGCUUAAUUUGCUUUAUGCUGAAUAUAAUUUAUUUUCUUCUUUUUUUUUUUUUGGCAGAGUGGAAUAUGACCUUUCUUGAUGAGAUUCACCCAUAAAUUGUGGUGAUUUUAAAUAUUAAAGAAG
This is a messenger RNA of Sinocyclocheilus grahami, 5515 nucleotides long. RefSeq names its product SHC-transforming protein 3-like. The record is from RefSeq and is a predicted model, not a curated record. Gene Ontology annotation, biological process: cell surface receptor protein tyrosine kinase signaling pathway; intracellular signal transduction. Gene Ontology annotation, molecular function: receptor tyrosine kinase binding. The coding region runs from base 1832 to 3709 and encodes 625 amino acids. Gene Ontology annotation, cellular component: plasma membrane. The transcript has 16 exons. Lineage: Eukaryota; Metazoa; Chordata; Actinopteri; Cypriniformes; Cyprinidae.